GAUCCCUAUCAGGAAUACAGACACGAAAGUUUCGCAGCUCAUGUUUUGUGGAAUUUUAUUAGGAAAAACAAUUAUUAAAUAAAAGAAACCGGUAAAAUAUUAAAGUUUAUGUGUUCUUUGUGGCAAAUAAGUACAAAUUGUUAAUUAUCCCAAGGCGAGUGACGCUCAAAAUUUGCAUGAAUUUUUUUUUGAAUGUUUGAAGUAAAAAGAAAGGCAAGUUCAGCGGAAAUUUGUACUCUCUUUUUGUGUAUGUGUGUGGUGAAAUUUGAUAACAGUUCUUGAGGCGGCAUUCGACAUUAAGAGAAAAUAUAAGAAGAGUUAAUAAAAGCAACAACUUCAUGUGUGGUUACUGAAUGAUAAUGUCAUAGACGACAAUUUGAUAGUGCCAAAAAGUAGAAUUAAAACUUUACAGAGAGAGAGAGAGAGGGACAGAAAAGAAAUAGAAGGCAGUGUGAAAACGCAACAAGCAAAAAAGCAACGUCGUACAAUUAAAAAAGACAAGGCCCUGUUUAAAGAGCAACAACAAAAACAACCAAGUAUAUUCUUCAUAACGUACAGCGGCGGCAGCCACACAAUUCCUUUGUUGGAUAAGAGAGAUACAAAUACACAUACAUACAUACACACACACCCAUAAAUCAUACCGAAGUAAUAACAGCAGUAGCAGCAAAUGACAGCAGCAACAACCGCAACAAAAUCAACAUAUAGCGCAAAUAGUAACAAAAGUUAAAUAAUCAUCUUUAAAAGAUAAAGAAAAGUCUGAAAAUAAUAGUGAGAAAAUAAAUCAAAAACAACAAAGAAGAAUACAAAUUGUGGAUUAACUUUACAUUAAGUUUUAAUAACAAUAAAACACCGCAAACCGAAAGCAAUCUUUGUGUUAAACAACGCCUAUAAAACUACAGCAACAGCAACAACAAGAGCAGCCGCAUUACUAUAAUUACUAGAAACGCCAGCCAGCAGCAACCUCAAUUAAAAUAAUCCAUAAGCACCAGCAGCGCAGUAGAUAUUUAAGACCAGCGGAAUAAAAUCAUCAUAAUCAUCGUCUUCAUUGUUGUGCCGUUAAAGUUCUCUUUAAAAGGGAAAAAAUCGGUAUUAACCUUUAAACUUCUAUUAAUAAAUUUUUGUACUUGUGCAAAAAUAUCGCCCAACGAGAUAACAGCAAUUUGUUGUGUAUUAAAGCAUUACAAAAUAAAAAAAAAACAAACCCUACCAGUGACUUGUGUGUCUGUGUUCAACCGACCCCCUCCUCACACGUCCAUUUUACCCACCGUUUGCAGUUUCAAUCACAAUGCGCGAAUAUAAAAUUGUGGUCUUGGGUAGUGGUGGUGUGGGCAAAUCUGCUCUCACUGUGCAAUUCGUGCAGGGCAUAUUCGUCGAGAAAUACGAUCCCACAAUUGAGGACAGCUAUCGCAAACAGGUCGAGGUGGAUGGCCAACAAUGUAUGCUGGAGAUUUUAGACACUGCCGGUACAGAACAAUUUACCGCCAUGCGAGAUUUAUACAUGAAAAAUGGCCAAGGCUUUGUUUUAGUCUAUUCCAUAACAGCGCAAUCCACAUUCAAUGAUCUGCAAGAUUUGAGGGAGCAAAUUCUACGUGUCAAGGAUACAGAUGAUGUACCCAUGGUAUUGGUGGGCAACAAAUGCGAUCUGGAGGACGAGCGUGUAGUGGGCAAGGAACUGGGUAAAAACCUGGCCAGUCAAUUCAACUGCGCCUUCAUGGAAACAUCUGCCAAAGCUAAAGUGAAUGUUGUUGAUAUAUUUUAUGACCUCGUCAGACAGAUCAACAAAAAGUCGCCUGAAAAGAAGCCGAAAAAGCCCAAGAAAAAUCUCUGUGUUCUGCUUUAAGACUAUCAACCAUAAACAAUCAGAAAAACAAAAACAA
This is a messenger RNA of Stomoxys calcitrans (stable fly), 1877 nucleotides long. RefSeq names its product ras-related protein Rap1 (gene Rap1). NCBI's taxonomy places the organism in Eukaryota, Metazoa, Arthropoda, Insecta, Diptera, Muscidae. The transcript is spliced from 2 exons. The record is from RefSeq and is a predicted model, not a curated record. The coding region runs from base 1286 to 1840 and encodes 184 amino acids. Gene Ontology annotation, molecular function: GTP binding; GTPase activity; GDP binding. Gene Ontology annotation, cellular component: plasma membrane. Gene Ontology annotation, biological process: negative regulation of synaptic vesicle exocytosis; Rap protein signal transduction; cellular response to cAMP.